CUCAUCUCGAGCAACUGUGGAGCCAGGCGGCUCAUCAGCGCUGCGCGGUCGCCAUGUGGCUUCGCAGAUACACUGCGAUCUGUUCGACAGCGUUGUAUCGCACAGUGACUGAUUCUCCCUGAGUUCGGCGGUACCGUGUUUGUCUCAACCAGACCGCCUCUGUCGCCCAUCGAUCUCUCGUCUUGCGCCCACUGGCAACCACCCUCGUCCUCACAGCCGCUCCCACUUUCACAAUUCCACGUUCACAAUGGCGAGACUUCAUCCCAUGCUCGUUGCCUGUGGAUCGGCGCUCAUCAUCGACUGCUGCUCCAACAUCAUCGCCCAGCGACUCAAGGCGUGGAGCGAUGAGAGGCCUUUCGUCUUCGAUCGCGUGCUCUUCUUCCAGUUUGCUUUCAUGGUUGUGCUUACUGCACCUGUGAACUACCACUGGCAGCACUGGCUGGAGCGCACCUUCCCUGGCUGGACGACCGUGAAGCGCACAAGACACGCCACGACCGAAGACGGCGAUGCUGCGGAGAAGGCUAUGUUCUUGAACGAGGACGGUGAAGAUAAGCGCAUGGUGGAGGAGGAAGUUCUGAAGCGCAAUUGGCUCAAUAUCUUCAAGAAGUGGUUCACAGAUUGCAUAACUAUGGGCGCGCUCUUGAAUCAGACCAUGUUCCUGAUCUUGAUAGGUCUUCUGAAAGGCAAGACCAGCGCUCAAAUCGCGCAAAGCUUCCAUGAUGAGCUUCUCAAGCUCAUCUGGGACUCAUACAAAGUCUGGCCAGUCGCAAACUUCUUCAGCACUACAUACUGCCCUGUCGAGCGGCGUAUGAUCUUCCUCAGCUUCUGUGGUCUGGUAUGGAAUAUUUAUCUAUCUCUAGUUGCAGCGCGGCUUUGACCUCACGGUGACCGUGAUGAAGACCAAUACGAUCUGUUCAUCUACCCUCACUAGACUUCCACACCUCGAGCACUGCGCCCCAAUACUUCUGUUCGUCCUCUCUGACGUGCCCACAAUGUGCACUCUUCUCAAACCGGACCAUGGUGAGAUUCC
Molecule: messenger RNA, 1030 nt
Organism: Didymella exigua CBS 183.55
Lineage: Eukaryota; Fungi; Ascomycota; Dothideomycetes; Pleosporales; Didymellaceae
Exons: 3
Coding region: 248-877 (209 amino acids)
Cellular component (GO): cytoplasm; membrane
Source: RefSeq, a predicted model, not a curated record